AUGUCCUUCGACCAGCCCAUGCCGCCCUUCAACGCGGGCGACCCGAGCGCGACCUUCGUCGGCACCUCGUGCCUCGACCUGCUGCUGAUCGAGCUCGUGCCCAUGGCGUACCGGAUCGCGAACGAGCUGGACGCCGCCGCGGCCGACAGCGCGCCACACCCCGAUGUUUCUUCCGAAGCGGCGAGUAGGACUGGGAGUAGUGUGGAUGCGGCUGGUGGUGGGAGUAGUAGUGUUGCGGGAGGAGGAGAUACGAGCUCGACGGCCGGGACGGGCACAGGAACGGGAAUGGGAACGGGGCCGGCGACGAGCUCGCGCAGCAGGCUGGAUGAGGAUGAGGAGCGCGAUGCUGUGUUUUUCCGGCUUGAGACGCUGGGGUAUCGGGUCGGGCUGGGGCUUGUUGAGCGAUUCUCCCGCGACCGCCCGCGCUUCAACGACACGCUCGACGCCAUCAAGUUCGUGUGCAAGGACCUGUGGAUGCUGGUGUUCAAGAAGCAGGUCGACAACCUCAAGACCAACCACCGCGGCGUCUAUGUGCUGACCGACAACUCGUUCCGGCCGCUGUCGCGCAUGAGCACCGACGCGGGCGGGCAGGCCGUCGCGCGGGCGCAACCUUUCCUGUGGUUCCCCUGCGGCAUACUCAAGGGCGCCCUGUCGGCCAUGGGCAUCAACGCCACGGUGCAGGCCGAGUCGAGCGAGCUGCCGGGCGCCGUCUUCCAGAUCAAGACGAUACCCACGAAGCAAUGA
Anthostomella pinea is the source of this 744-nucleotide messenger RNA. Lineage: Eukaryota; Fungi; Ascomycota; Sordariomycetes; Xylariales; Xylariaceae. The record is from the annotation of a GenBank genome assembly.